GGCGCUAAUGCAUGUACCCCGGAGAAGCACAAAAAGGCGGGAAACACACUCGGUAUAGUGAAAUGCAUACGGUAAAAGCGCGGGCUUCAGAUGUAGAAGAAGUAUUGCAGUGGUGAGCGAGGAUAAGUGUAGACCUCUUGCAAGUAAGCAUACAUCAAACCAUAGAAUAUCUAACAGUUGAACUAGCGAUGGGCAAAAACCGCGGACGCACUUGAAAGCCAGGCACGGUCGCCACCGUUCACCAUUUAAGUUUACAGCUUAUCUCAUUUCACACUGAUGUACAGUAUAUCACAUUAGUGUAACUUCCUACUUCGGAUGCCCUUCAACCAAGAUAUUAUCAGCGGAAAGUGCAUUAUUUUUUUUCAAUUCGUUUGGAGGUAAUUGCUUUAUUGGAUCUAUACCCAGUGACUGCAGUAAGCAAAAGGAAUGCCAAAAUGGAGGUGGAAUGAAGAACAUGGGAGUGUCAUUGUGAUGGUGUUUUAUCAAUUAAGGAUUUUAACAAGUCACCAUGGAUUAUCUUAUCAAAAGGACACCUUCUUCGCAGGUACUGUAAUGGAAUAAUCUUUGGUUCACUUCUAAUGUUUUUCCUUGUCUAAAUCGAUCGGAGAUUAGAUAUCGAUCCCUCCGCUGUAGACGAACUAGAUUUGACGCCCAGGUUGUUUUCUCUUCACUGUCCGCGUUGGAGCGGAUGAAAGCGGGUGCAUGAACAACGGCACCCCAUCGCGGCGUCUGGCAAGCCCAGGCCGCCGGGCCAGUACUCCCCUUUCUUCUUCGGGUGAGCAACUAGACGUCGAAAUCCAGCCGUCCAAUCUCAACCCCCCUUCGAAUUACAACAACCCUCAUUCCCAUCACCAUCGCCACCUUCAUCCCGAUGAUGAUAUCGAUGACGAUCAACGAUCGAGAGCGUCGCUCUACGAUCUCGUGAGAUCUCCUGAUGAUCUCGACGAGGAAUCGGCGAGGAUACUCAGAGACGAGUGUGAAAAGCUCGUUCGUGAUUUCAACGUCAAGGUGGCUAUCUACCGCGAGAAGCUCAUCAGCAUUGCCGACUUUGGGGACUGCUCGCACUUCCGACACGAAGUCCGACGCUACCGACGGAAAUGCUUAGAGGCUGCAAAGACCGCCAAGACCAAACUCUAUCCACACAUGCGAGGGUGUCGAACGAGACCGGAGUUCGAGAGGUUGUUCAUACAGCUGACUGGAUGUAUGGAGAUGUAUGUUAAUGAGAUGAUUAAAUCACUCAUUCUUCUUCAGAUAUUACCCGUAGAUGCCCUCAGAGUGCCUGGUGUAGUAGAAAGUUCUGAUGUGCCUAACAAGGGGACCUGGCCGACCACGGGGAAGCCCCUUUCCAACGCCGUCCAGGGAUCAGACAGACUAAAAGGGGAGAGGACGAUCUCGGAGCACAUGGAAGACUCCAUGGUCAUCGACGCCCCCAUCACCAUCAAAGACGACCUCGAACAAAUAUGUGUAGAUAUAAGGCAUGUUCAGGCUAUGCUGAGGGAGGUCGAUCAUAACGAGUUACUACCAAGACAACGAACUCCAGAUGGUAGUGCAUUCAUCUCCGAAGUUCUUCCCGUGAGCGGUGUUGGUAAGAUGAGGCGGAGGCUUAUAUGGUGUUGCUGUUCUAAACCUCUAUAAAGUUCCGUCAGCUGAUCCAAUCAUCACUCAGAAGUCAUGGGUGAUGAAGUACGACCCUACAAGGAGCACCCGAUCAUAAUGUGGCACAUAUUAUUCUUCUUUGAUUGGACGGUCUAGGAAAUUCUUUGCGAAAUAGAGUGCAAUCUUCAGGACCCAGUCGCUUAUUACAAUUUUCCAACAAUAACGUCAGCAUCCAUCUCGAUACUUUUGUAGAACGGGGUAAAAUGACAAAAAGUCCAUGAACAUGUUCAAAUACCAAGAGAGUGCAGAUGCCAAUGCAGUCUGCCAACAUUAAGAUAGUCAGAAAUGGAUGCUGCUGAAGAAUGAGGUUUAAACUUACGCAUUUUUAAAUGGUUUUCGAUAUGGGGGUGGGGUUUAAACCACCCUAUGGGAUCCGUGAAAGAAAGGGGGAGGUGGAUCUACGGAAGGGAGGGUUCAAGACGCAGUACGUCGCAGCACAGGAAAGAGAUGAACCUCAAAUGCCCCCUUUUCCUUGUCAAUUUUUGGGGAAAUAAAAACUGGUCAACCCCCUUUCAGCAAAAAGCUAGAUCCGCUAAUGAUUAGGCGUCAGGAUCUGACAGGACCUUCGGUACGACUCUCACACCUUGUAGGGAAAUAUUGGGAAGUAUCCGGGACGUGAUAUUCGGAACAUUAGUAAAACUGAUAAUAUAGAAACCAAAAAGUCAAAGGGGAUGGACAGAUUGCAGGAGCGGUGGCUUUCGACGAUUUAAUGGUAGAAAAUAUAGACUCCGAAGUGUGAAAUGAGAUGGUCAGCAUGAAAUACCUAUGUAGGACCUACAACAGAUUUAAGGUACCUAAUGUCUUAGGCCUUUUUUGUGGUUGUGGUUCAACAUUACGGGCCAGCGUCAUAAAACUUGCGUAUCAACGAACCUUACUAACAAAAGUGAAAUUCAAUUCCUGAAUAGUUAGUUGUGGUAUGUUACAAGUCAAUUUGCGUUUGAUUUUUGUAAGUUGAGUUCAUUACCAAGUUUUAAACCAAAGGGUCCAAUAAUAUUUUUUUCUUGGGGUCGUGAAAGCAAAC
Lytechinus variegatus (green sea urchin) is the source of this 2677-nucleotide messenger RNA. RefSeq names its product regulator of G-protein signaling 7-binding protein-like. The record is from RefSeq and is a predicted model, not a curated record. Gene Ontology annotation, cellular component: postsynapse; neuron projection; nucleus. The coding region runs from base 703 to 1635 and encodes 310 amino acids. Gene Ontology annotation, biological process: G protein-coupled receptor signaling pathway. The transcript is spliced from 7 exons. Lineage: Eukaryota; Metazoa; Echinodermata; Echinoidea; Temnopleuroida; Toxopneustidae.